UAGCGUUUUCCACACUGACUGAAAUGUAAUCAAUGGUAAUGACAUGCGCGUUAUGACGUUUUUUCCUCAAGUCUGUGUUUUACUUUAUUUACGAAAACUGUGAUUAAUAUUUUAAAAAAUGUCCUCAAUAAAGACUGGCGAAUUACUAAACUUUCAAGAUUAUUCGCCAGAGCACAAUGAUAGGAGUGCACGAUUAGAAGUGGAGGCAGUGCAAUCACAUCAAUAUACUAGCUCGAUGUCCAACCCAAAUUACACGUAUGAUGAACCUAAACUAAACAAUGACGAGCCUGAAACACUGCCACAAACAAAUCACAACUUCUGGACCAUAGAGUAUUACCAGAAAUACUUUGACGUCCACACUAACGAGGUGGUGGAGCGGAUCAUAUCCUCCGUGGUGCCGCAGAAGGUGUCCCGCAACUACUUUGAUGAGAGGAUCAAGGGAAAACCGGACUUGUAUGGACCAAUAUGGAUAUCUGUUACUUUGAUCUUUACAAUAGCAGUAAGCGGCAACAUAGCCAGCUACCUCCAAUCCGCCAACAAGGCUGUUCACUGGCGCUACGACUUCCACCUCGUCUCCUACGCGGCCACCGCUAUCUUCUGCUACGUAUGGCUCGUGCCAAUCGCGUUAUGGGCCGCUCUCAAGUGGACCACAGUGACAGACGGGCAGGAUGAGAUCGAGACUCAGACCUCAACAACCCCAACGAUGAUGUCCCUCUUCUGUCUGUACGGAUACUCUCUCUCCAUCUAUAUCCCCGUGGCCAUCCUGUGGACCAUCCAAGUCUCCUGGCUGCAAUGGCUCUUCGUGCUCAUGGCGGCUUUAGUCUCCGGGGCAGUCUUAAUAUUCUGGCUAAUGCCCGCUUUAAAGAAAUCUAAGUACUAUCUCCUUCUAAUAGGGUCGAUUAUCGGUUUUCAUUUUUUAUUGGCGACUGGGUUUAUGCUGUAUUUCUUCCAUGUGCCGAGCGUGCAUGUGCCGCCGGUCGCGGCGUCGACGGUUGCGCCGUGAAUAUGUGAUAUUUGCAGUAAGUUUUUGUGGUAAAUCAGGUUGAGUACAAUGAUAUAUAUAACUUUAGAUAGGUUAUACUCAUGCAUAAGGAGCACAAAAAAUACUUCCACAUUUAUUUCUAUACGUACUAUCAACUCAUUUACGCGCCAACUAAAGAAAUGGCUCCUCUCCCAUGCCUUUUACAGUCUAAAUGGCUUUUAUAAUUUAAAAUUCAAUUGACAUUUUAUCACAACUAUAAAGUCUAUUUAUAUCACCCUAAACUGUAAUAAUAAUGCAAUUGUAACUUAUUUAUAAUUAUUGUAACUUAAUUUAAUUUCAAUAUAUAAUGAUAUUAUUAAUAAAUUAGUACGAGUAUACCUACGCAAAAAUCUAUUAUUUAUGAUUUAAUUUUCGCAUUCUAUUCUUCUUUGUCGUAAUCAUUACACAUGAGCUUCUUUUUCUCUUUCGGUGAGCGGGAGCUCGUUACCACAUGCACACUUCUCGCUUGCCCAAGUGCGACUAAAGGCAACCUGUACAAUUUGUCACAAGGUAAGCGCUUUACGUUUGGAACGCCUAUAACUAUAACUUAUCUUGAGUUAUAAUAAAUCAUUGGUUGAGUGGAUAUGGAAUAAGAUAGAUUAAGUAAGUCAACCCAUUUUUACCACAAAAGUUCCAAUUACUGUGUAUUAGAUUGAAUGCACUGAGUCAGUAUGAUAGGUAAAAGUAAAGUACACUGUAACUUACUUUAUUGUUAGAUUAUUUUUCAACCAUGGUUUUUUAAGAGACGACGCAAAAAGAGGGGUGUUAUAUGUCUGUCUGUAGCAUCGCAGCUCUCAAACGGAUGGACCGAUUUUCUGUGAAAGCGAGUUUCCUUGCGUUGGUUCUUAACUGUUCGUUGGUUCUCUUGAAGAGUAUUAGCUCUUUUGACCCUACGGGACCCUAAGGCAUUUUUGGCAUAAAAUUCAUUUAUUCGGCAUAAUUAGGGAGGUUUUUUUUUUUAAAUUUAAUAGCUAUUUAAGCGUUCACUUGUAAACCUUAAAGGGUAAAUGCUACGUUAGUCUGCAGUCAAAGUAAUAAAUACAAUAAUUUAUUUCCUUUACAAGUAUUAUUGAGAAUAUUAAUGUUGUGCUGAUAUAAGCAUUUAUCUUAUCGAAUAUGUUGUUAAAAUUUAUUUAGAAAUCCUAAUUUGUAUUUAUGAUAAUUUAAGUACAGAUCUACAGACUUAUUUAUUCGCUUGCACAAUCAAAUGUCAAAAGCAUUGCACGUAUUUACAGUAAAAUAGUUUAUAAAAUUUGAUCUUUUGGGAGUUUAAACGUAUUAAGAUUGUUGGAGGUAUUGAAGUAUUUUCUAAUUCUACUACAUUCCUAUUUAUACAUAAAAUGAUUCACUGUGUAAAAGAAACUUAUUUAUCAUUGAAAAUAAAUUUAAUUCUCGAAAA
Molecule: messenger RNA, 2420 nt
Organism: Cydia pomonella (codling moth)
Lineage: Eukaryota; Metazoa; Arthropoda; Insecta; Lepidoptera; Tortricidae
Product: protein YIPF2
Exons: 4
Coding region: 119-1003 (294 amino acids)
Biological process (GO): vesicle-mediated transport
Cellular component (GO): membrane; Golgi apparatus
Molecular function (GO): small GTPase binding
Source: RefSeq, a predicted model, not a curated record